This is a messenger RNA of Xyrichtys novacula (pearly razorfish), 10922 nucleotides long. The record is from the annotation of a GenBank genome assembly. Lineage: Eukaryota; Metazoa; Chordata; Actinopteri; Labriformes; Labridae.
AAACUUUCUCUCCUCUUCCCGUUCGUUCAGUCCUAAUCGGAUAAUUGAUAGAUAAAUAGUCAAUAACAGAGACACAGAGAGGUCACUGUGCUCUCCUCUCCGGACACAAAGUUGCAGCAGGACUCUUGUUGAAGCGGAGAUGCUCUGAGGCGAAACUGAAGCUGAGGACCCACAUACUUUUUACCCACUGAGAGUUCGCCUCGAAAGGUAAGAGCGUCUUGAAAUGUAACAGCUGAGACUUUUAAACGGUCAUUCUUAACUUUUCCUCACACUUAAAUGUAUUUUUUUUAAACUUUUACAAAUUGAUUUAUCACGUCUUUCGUUAUAGCCUACUAUAGAACAGCAAUUCUCGGAUUGACUAUGGCACCAGUGUUUAGGAUGGUAUAACUUCUUGACAUUAAUAAGUUAUAAAGCGUUUAAGUUAAAGAGAUUUCAGGAUUAUUAUUUGAAAUGUGUAGUCUGUCCAAGUCUACAGUCUAGUCUGGACCAGUUGUUUCCAAAAGAUUUAAUUCAGUCGUACCCAACCAUGUUGACAUUUCAAUAUACUGUACUAAUUAUACAAUGGACAAACUGGAAAUUUUAGUGCUGUUUCUUCAAACUAAAAUUUUUGAUGGCCUUUGUUCUUGUGCAACAUCAACAUAUCAUCACUUUGAAUUCUGAUUUUGUGGCCCCUCCAUCACAUCUCGUUUUGCCAAAUCAGACCGAUAUUUCAGCUGCCUCCUCUUACUCAGAAAACUCUUCUAAUAAAAGGAUUUCCCUGGUUUCAGAUAUGGAUCAAAAGGCGGUGUGUGCCGGAUGCCACCGGCUGAUCUUAGACAGAUUCCUGCUCAGGGUCUCUGACGGACUCUGGCACGAGGAGUGUGUGCGGUGCGCCGCGUGCGGAGAUGCGCUUACCAACUCCUGCUUUCUGCGGGACCACAAACUUUACUGCAAGAGGGAUUAUGCUGAGUGAGUAAUGGACCCAUAUUUGACAUUUCCUUUGUUUCGUUUGACUUAAAAUUCACUCUCAAAAAGACACACUAACACAAUUUAGGUUCUAGUUUUUGUCUCAUAAGAAAAUGUAAAAGUGAUUUGACUAAUGAAGCAAAUAUAGUUUUCAGAUUAAAAAAACAUGACAUGGAGCUUUUUAUAGUUUCAUUGUCCUCUUAUCAUUAAAAGCAUAUUUUUUUUUCUUUUUAAAUCACCUCUCAGUGAAAAAAUGAUGAUGAUUGUGUAAUCCUCUAAACCAAUUAGAGCCAAACUAAUACCUCAACAUUCCAUCAUAUACAAAUCUUGCAAAAAAAAUCUUCCUAAACUUUUUUUUUACCACAAGAAAAAUCCUAAAAUAGUUAAAAAUGAUCUCUUUUGUGCAGACUACUUUUUUGUCUUAUUUUACACAUUUUAUGUUAUUUAUUUGGCCUGAAGUCAGAAGUCAUUUUGCGUUAUUAAGCCAACUUUAACAACAGAAGCCUUGUCUAGAUCUGACCUUGACAAAGAAAGUGAAGGCGAGGAGGGUUGUGUGUGUAUUAGAAAGAGAGAGAGGGGGUAACAGGGGUGAGUCAGAGUGGGGAAAAGUAAUUUAUCGUGAAAGCCCCUGUGAAAAAAAAGUCAUUUUUAAAAACUUUUUCAUCCUGUACUCAUGUAUAUAUUAUAUAGUUAAAGGUGAAAGCAUGGUGUUUUUAUGUUUGUGCUUGGAUAAUAGUCGCAUAUAUAGUGUAAGUUGACUUCAAGGGAACUUGGCACAGUGCACUCAGAGAACAAGGUGACUGUAGGAGGAAAGGGUGGUGAGGGAGCAGGAAUGUGAGAACACUAUUGGAUAGUGGACACCCACACACACACACGGAUACACACACACACACAAAGGCAUGUACACAGUUGCAAAACAACACGGUCACACCUUUACACACCAUACAGCGCACACACAAACGGCACACAACCAGGGGUAGAGCUCAACUGACACAUUGUCAAAAAGUGUUAAAAUUUGGAGGCCCAUCGGCGUGGCAACUGCAAGCUGGGGACAACAUAUGGUCUAGUCGCUGAGGCGGUCCCCCUCAAAACUCCCAGUGCAUCACCCAUGGCCGCCCACUGACUCAUUCCUCCUCCAAAAACAUGCCCUCACCUAGAGAGCCAGGACUAAAAACGCACUUCAUAAUAUUUCUGAACAAUUUAGUGAUGAUGGUUAUUGUCCAAAAUGCUCCCUGCCAGCAUUUAGAUUUUAUGAUAACAGACAGUACACUUUAGUUCACAUUCAACUGUAAAAAAAAUUGCUUAUUUGGUGUAGUAUGGUAUGGUAUUGUUUCCUGAAUUCCUGAAAAUCACACUGAAUCAUGUAAUGUAGUGUAAUAUUGCGUUUUAUCAAUUUCAAUCAAUUCAUUGUGUUUUUUAUGGUAUUGCAUUUUACUGUGUUAAAUCAAAUAAUAUCAUAUCUUACCACACUGUGUCAUAGUGUCUAUCCAGUGCUGUGGUUUGGUAUAGCACUGUAUGGUUUCAAAAUGUAUGGCACUGUAUCAAGUGGAAGGGUAAUGUGUUGUAUUUUCAAUAAGAAAAUUACCAUGUUACAGUGAGACCAACGGCAGAAAACAUACACAGACAGCACUGAUGUCGCUGGUAUGCAGAAAUAUUGGCGUGCUGAUCUUCGUGUAUGUCUUCUGUAUUUCUCCCCAAUAUUAGAGUCAUCAAAGAGACCUGGUGCAAAGCUGAGCAUCUCCAUUGUGUACAACACCUUUAGCCACCAGGCCCACACUGGAAGGUGUUUAAAUCACUCCUUUCAUAGUAAAAUGAAACCUGAGACCACAGGUUGUUUAUGUCUACCUGAUAGAAAGUGUGACAAUAUCAUACACAUUUGAGUGUGUUUUCAACAAGCAAUUACUCGAUUAAUUGUUGGCAUACAUACCGAGGCAUUGUGUUGUAUUGUACUGAAUUGUAAUGUAAAGAGCCGGGUCAAUUACUAACAUAUAUCAUACUGUACUGAGCGUAUUGUGUCCCUGUAUAUUGUAUCCUCUCAUAUCACAUCUCUUUAAGUGAUGUUUCAGGCCCAUUUGGAGUUUGGGUUAGCUUCGAUCAAAAUGUAUUUUUCAAACGUGUAUUGUUUGACCAUUAGGAGAGCUGAACAAUAGCAAAUUGAAAACCCAAGAAUUGAAAAGAAAACAAAAUAGGUAGUUUAUUAUUUAAAAAAUCAAGAGUCUGUGCUUUGUAAUUAAUCAUAGACAGAGCUAGAUAGAUGCUGAUACAUAGACAUGGCUUGUGUGUCUGUUUUGGUCUUGUACUUCCCUUGGCGAACAGUUGGCCUUGAUUCUAAUGUAGUCCAUAAAUGUUUUCAAGUAUUGUCAAAGUUUUCAGAUUCAUGUAUUGUUUCUACAUGAGAUGCCAUAACUAAUGACCAGUUUGAAUUGGUUCCUGUAAAGCACCCAAAUAAGAGUACUUAGCAUGAGAUGAUAGCGCUUGUGUAAAUCUGUGGGCUGUAUGUCUGUGGCUGCAUCACAGACAGUAGGACUGAAGGGUAAUUAGGAGAGUAAAGCCAUAUGUCAGAGGGCCUGCUGCAUCCCUACAACAGAGACUGCUGCUGCUGGUGUGAACUUAUUUUGAGGGACGGAGCGCUCCAUGAGCCCUGGCGUUAUGUGCCGUGGCAUCUGGAAAGCUCGGCUCACAGCAGCCCGCGUGUCGAGCGAUGGGACAACGCCCAGCCGACCGUGAGUUAUCUGACCUGACCAAUUAGCAGGAGGCCGGGUGCCAGAGCUCUGCCUCCAAGCUCUCCCAUCUCUACCUCCUUGCUCCAUCCUUGUGUGUGGUUAUGGCUCCUUAUUACACAUGAGCAACGCUUUUGUCUCCCAUGAGGGUUUUUAAAAACCGUGCCAGUGUUUCUCUCACUGUGUAAAAUGUGUUCAGCUCCCUCCCUUUCUUAUGAUCCGGGAAGAGUGUGAAGCUGGCUCGUAAGUGACGAUUAUACCAUACUGUGACAACAUUUGUCUCCUAACACACGCUGAAUCUCUAGUCUGGAUCUGGUCUGUUUUUGCCCUGUGCUGGCCUGGUGAUAGACCACCAGGUCUGGCAAGUUUACAGAAGCUCAAAGACAAUAACGCCAGUGGAUAAAAGACCUAAACAAAGGGGUUUAUAUUGUGCUACCUUUACCCAUAAAGAUAUGGCAGAACAAUUUAAUCAAAUACAGUCCAAACUAAUUAGUUAACAGUAUCAACAACAUACAAAAAUCACUGCAAAAUGUAUGAUCAUAUAUGGCAAUAGCAACAGAAAUAUCAGUUUCAUUAAUUAAUAACAUUUCAUUACAAAUAAUCCCAAUUUGUUUUACUGAUUGUCAUAAGUUUCUUCUACACUGAUGAAUCUAAAAUAUUUUGAACUUUCAUGAUAAUUAAUCAUGAUUGGACAGAUUUAUCCACUUUUUACAGACUCCACUAAGCUAUGAGGACUUACAUUCAUAUUUGUAUAUAAAAUUACAAUAAUAAUAAUAAUAAUAAUAAUAAGGAGCAUAUUUUAAAGUUAUUUAUGAGCUUUAUUUUGGCCAAGGUUUUCAUGACAAACAAACACAAGAGAAUGUUGUCAGAAAAGAUUGCAUUGUCUCUUUAGCUCCUAUAGGUAGCUCUGGGUGAUCUGUAGCAGACACACAACUUAUACACUCCACUGUUGUGUAAUUUAUUGAGGCAGAAUGUAAAUGUCCUGUCUGCAUUGUGACGUUUAGGUGUCGUAGAUAAUGUGCAGAUUCAGCUUGGCCGGACAGUUCAGGAGACAUGAACUGGAAAUCAGAUUGAUUGUCGGAUCAGCGGCCUGAUUGUCGGUGUGCUUGACCCACCGAUCUGUAUCUGAUACACACUCUGUGUCAGUGAGUGUGUUCAAGGAAUAAUCCAGGUUAACCUGAUACAGAAACAGGAUCUGUGCCUCUGCAUGUCCACUGGACCUGCAGUCUGUUUGCCUGACUGCUAAAGGCCAGUACUAAGGUCACAAAGGGAACAAAGAGAGGAGGGCUUCUUCUGGACUAAACGUGUUUAUUUAAGUGCAUCUACCUUCAGAGUUCCCGACUCGAGCUGUGUCCGUGUGGAGGAGUGCAAGAUUUUGCUGACUUACUUGUCCGUAAUGAUCGUGUAACUAAUUGCCAUGACUAAAUCCAGCGUGACUGAGUGUUCCCGCUCAGCUUGCAGGUCCUCCGAAUGCCAAUCACAUCGACGGAAACUCUGAAAUAUUAAACACCUUGAGCUGCUCCAUAAGUACGGGAGGUACUCUUACCUUUGCAUUAACACAGCUUUGAAAUACUCGUUUUAAUAAGACAAAUGGGAGGAGGCGCAUAAUGGAAAAGGGAUUCUCGAAACUGAAGAAUACUAAUGCCCAGGGUUUCUUCAUCACUGCCAUGUAUCAUCAGCAUCACAUUGAGGCAUUAAAUGAAGCACUUCGCUGCAUCAUAGAGAAACAUUCCGGGUAUUUCCUGCGCCACACUUCCUGUUAAGAUGUUUCUUAGAUGCAUCUUGUGUUGCCACGGGAAUGCACAUAUCACAGACGGUAUGUUGGCCAUAUUAAAGCGAAUACCACUGAAGCUAUGGACCAGACAACCCGGAUGGGUCAAGCAGCCUGUCUGACCUUCCUGAGCUGCUGGGAAGGGGCUUUAGCGUCUCCCCAGCGACCCCACGGCAACAGGGAGAGGUCUGAGCAAUGUUUGACUUCAGGAUGUUGAAGCUCCAGACUGUUUGACAGGGACAUCUCAACCUGAAUGUUAGCUCUGUGUUUGGCUUGAGUCUUUUUGUUUUGUUUUGUUUUUAAAUAUUGUGCUUUAUUUUUGGCGUGAAUUGAAAGAUUAAUUAAAAUGCUAAUUUUGUGUAACUUGGAGGCCAACUUUAAAUCCUAGAAUAAAGAUUUAGGGAAGACAAGUAUUAUUUGGGAAUAAUAUAAAAGACAAACACUUUGUUGGGCCAGAGUUUAUAAUUAAAAAUUGAAAUUCCUGACAGAAAGUAUGGGCAAAAUAAAGUUUUUCUAUCAGCAGAUAUGUUGACAAAUGUCGAAUCAACCUCUCCUCUGAUGGCAAGACUAAAAAUGAACAGCAAACAGUUGUUUAAUUAACUUUUUUUCCAUUUGUGCAUGAAUGACUAAAUUGAUCAGCAAUAAAAAAAAAAAAGUAUUUAACACUAAUCUUAAAUGUCUUUUGUUGCCGGUAAUAAGUAGAUAAAUCUGAGAUCGAUUUGCUUAUAAAUGUAAACUCUUCAUAUGAGCCAACAACACUGUUUCUAAUGUAAAGAAGAAAAUGUGGAAAAAAGCCUGUCACUUUCUCAUGCCUCUGAACUGACUGGUCUGAUGACCCAGUCAGCUCUGAGACAAACACCAGCUCCAAAAUGAUGACGCAUCAUCCUGCGUGACAGACCCAAAAUGUGGCGGUGUCAGCCAGCGGACAAUGGUCCUGCUGCUCGGGGGCUGGCUCUGUCUUUGUCCCACUCUGGUUAAGCAGACUUAGGGAUAAUUCUGCAGAUAAUUCAUGGGACCGGCGACUCAGCCUCUCCCACCGGGACUUCUGAUUCCCCCCCUCUGCCUGGAGCCAUGGCCUGCCGAGAGCUUUUCUCUGGCCUCCCCAGGAGCACAGCCUCGGACACGGCAGCUGGAGCCACGGCAACAGUCUCUGGGGCUAAGCCCACCAGUUCUGGUUGCCAGGCGCUAAGAUGCACACCCGCCAUGCUGUGGGUAUGUGUCUGCGAGGUCGAGUCAGGAGGAGGAGGAGAAGUAGAGGGGGGAAGUCAGGUUGGCAGUCCUUUUGAGUGACAGCUCAACUCAGCAACAUUCCCUGAGUCAACCAACUUUUUUUCCCCUCAUGGAGUCCUUCUUCCUGAAGAGAGAGGGGUCUUCAAGUCCUUCAGCUUUAAGCUCUGGUCAGCCAAACAAAGGCAUUACUCAAACCUAUUUACUGACUUCUCACAAUUUCUCUGUCUCCCCCUCUUACAACCCCCCUCACCCUCUUCUCCCUCCCGGCAGUCUGUUUGCAGUGCGCUGUGGGGGCUGUAUGGAGGCUAUCUCUCCCACAGAACUGGUGAUGCGUGCUGGGGCCGCUGUGUUCCACCUGCGCUGCUUCACCUGCAGCGUUUGUUACUGCCGCCUGCAGACAGGAGACCGCUGUGUCCUCAGGGAGGGACAGCUUCUAUGUUCCAGGGACGACUACCACCAGUGUGUGGCCAGCCCGGCCUCUUCAGACUCAGGUACAGACAGUGGACAGUGUGUGUUUGUGCAGGCCUGCGUGGGACGGCCUUUUUUACUUUUGUGGUCUAUGCAUAGUUUUGAUUUGAUAUAUCACUAUUUGUUGCGAUUUGUUGAUAAAUGCACAUCUUUUGCAACUUUGCAAGUCAAAUGCAUGCUGUCAUAUACAACUAUUAAGAUAAUUGCGACAGUUUUAAGGUGAAACUGGACUUGAGACUAAAAAAGUCACAAAUCUAAUCUAAAAGUCACAAGACUAAUUAUACUUUAAAACAGGUAAUACAUUUUACAGUAAUAUGAAAAAAUAGCAGCUAUGAAAUGAUAAAAAGACACAUUAGUAAUGGCUGUUCCUUGCAACUUAGUGUAAAUACAAUAUUUUGUAACUUAUAAGAAAGUGUUGAAGUGCUUUUAUUUUGAAAAUCAAUACCAAAUAGAUUCUAUACACAGAGGGGGCCAAACAAAGAAAAAACUUUAAUAAUAAUGAAAUAUUAAAAACUUUGUUUGUAUAGCACUUUUAAAAAACAGAAGUUUACAAAGUGCUUUGACAUGUAGUGAAAAGGAAAAGGACAGAUAAAAACAAAAAGCUCAGUAAAAACAGAUUUGAAGGCCAUUUUCAUGUCAUAAGGAACCCAGACAAUACAAGAAUCAUGCAACAUAAAAUGAGACCAUGAGAACCAAAAUAAAAACAUGAAAUAGUUGAGAAAAAAAGGAAAAUGCAGUUAAAAUGGGGGACGAAAGCGGAAACAGGAUAGUAAAUAUAAAAGGCAAUAUCAACAAUGAUCUUUUUCACCGAACAACUAUUUAAGACUGAUUUUCCAACAACUUUGUCUCCUUGUUUGACUUGUUUUUGUUGCUUAUGUCAUCUCCAGGUAAAAGUGAUGAUGAGGAGGAAGAGGAGGAGGAAAAAGAGUCUGGGAAGAUGACAAGCAGACAUGCCAGCUCAGAGGACUUAGAUAGCAAACGUCCCAAAAGGCCACGCACUAUUCUGACCACUCAACAAAGACGUACCUUUAAAGCCUCCUUUGAGGUCUCAUCCAAGCCCUGCCGCAAGGUAAAGACCUUAUUUUCUGUGUGAAUGUGGAAGACCUGAAGUAUCAUAGUUUAGAGGACACAAGAGGACACAAAGAUCUAAAGUUUUAGCAUUAGUCCAUAGUUUAUCCCUCCUGUAAGAAAGUUUUUUUUAUUCCUGUUCGAUGUAUUUCAUGAAUGUGUAAUUCUUUCCUCCAUGUCUGAGACCGAUUGCUGAGUAGUGCUAAUUUUCAACCUUCAAAUAACCUCUUUUUCUGAUUCUUUUUUACCCUCCCUCUUUUACCCCCCUCCCCUCUCUUCUGUAUCUUGAUCCAAGGUAAGGGAGACCUUGGCAGCAGAGACUGGUCUGAGCGUCCGGGUGGUGCAGGUCUGGUUCCAGAACCAAAGAGCCAAAGUAAUACAAAGUACACACACACAUACACACACGCACAGUCAUAUGCACUACUAAUAAAAGGUCUCUUUCUGCACCGUGUUUGUAUGCCAGCAUAGAAAUCAGCCUGGUUAUCUGUUCAUACAGGAAACUGAUGACAUCUCACUGGAGAUCACUGGAGAUUAAAGCCCAUAUUUCCUCACAAAGUGGGCUCAUGUGUGGUUUCCUUGCUCCACUGAAAGAUGUCCUUUACCUUACUGUUAAUACUUUGCAAUUGAGUGAGCACACUCUCAUGCCUGGGUGGCAGAGGAAUUGUAGAGUUUUAAAAAAAAACAAAGGUUUUUCACUCAGCCUCUACAUUAUGUGUGUUUUAAAUGUGUGUUUUAGAUGAAGAAACUGGCAAGGAGGCAGCAGCAGCAGCAAGAGCAGCAGCAGACUCAGGAGCAGCAGGAACACCCAGCACAUAACACGGGUAUCACACUGUUGGAUACUUAAAGAAAUAUAAAAAUUUGAUAUAAUUAACUGUAAUUUCCAAAAGGCAUUGAACACCCUUUUACAAGACUUUGUUGAACUGAAAGGUCAGGAUCAAAGCUCUAAAGGGGACAUGUUUUUAAAGGCUAAAAGAAGCCAUUUUUGUUCCAGGUAGUGGUUAAACAAUCUCCUGUGUGUCUCCUCUCUGUCUCCUGUGCCCCACAGUGCCCUCCCGUGGCAGUCUGACCUCUGAGAUGGAGCACCUGGGGUCCUCUUACUCCCAUAUACAGCAGCAGCAACAACAGAUGGGACUCACCACACUGGAGCAGCAGGAUUAUGACAUGGACCCCUUCAGACAGGGCCUGACCCCACCUCAGAUGCCAGGAGAUCACAUGCACCCCUACGGUAAAUUAAGACCUUCAACAAAAGUUAAACAAUAAAUUAAAUGUUCAAGAUCAUGAUCUACAAAAAUGUUUUUUUUUGCUAAUAUUGUCAAUUAAAGCUACUGUAAGAAGUUUUUGGCUGGUUUUGAAACACUGAAAUUAAUACUGAUGCCUCCAUAUGACCUACAAAACCUGCCAGCAAGACUGAUGAUUGUUAGGGUUAAUGCCUGUAAAUGGCUCAGGUUAGGAAUCUGAUAAAGUGUUUAACAGCACGUAACCAAAGCUGCUUUUGUUUAUAAAAUGAAUAAUAGUUUGUAGAUCACUUCAGAUUUUUAUUUAAACUGGUGUAAGUAUUGUAGCAUUGCAUUUUCUAGGUGGAAUGUCAUCAUGGGACACGUAAAUAGAGAAAAAAAAAUACAUAAUUAUUUUUUAAAUCAUAAUGAAACAUGAAAGUCACCAAUGUCCUAUAUCAUGUUUUUCCACCAGUAUCAACAACAAGAAUUUAAAAAAAAAUCUCUACAAAACCUGUUCAUGAUUUCUAUAAUACUGACAGAUUUACGUAUCAUUUUACUGUUAUUUGUGGAGGGAAUAUGGAUUUCAGAGAUUCUUUAUGGCUCUCCAUAUUGUGUCUUUUUUUUUCUUUAAGCAGUAUGAAGCAGUGAAUUAUUGCUGCAUUAUAAAAGAUAUUGAGUUUAUCAAGGGCAACAUUGGUGUGGUCCAUACUGACAUGCUCUGAUUUUCAGUAGAAAUCCAAAACACUAGAUCCUCUGUUGUCCAGAGUGCAGAGCAAAAACGGUAUCAAAGGUUUUUUUUUAUUUUAUUUAAACUGUUUUUUAUUGAUACAUAGGAUGAGUUCUUUAUGAACCUUUAAAAACAGGUAAUGUUGUAAUGUAAAUGUUAAGUUUUUAUAUUGAAUUAUGUUGUAAGAGCUUUAAUGUGUUUCUAAACCCAGAAUUCAAAAGAUGCUGUUGUUUUUUUCUAAUAAAGAGUGUUACCGUUGUGUCUUUUUUAGGUUUCAAGAGUCUUUACAGCGACAUAGACAGAGACCCCCUGUGUCACAUGACUGACACUGACUGUCUGUCUCUGAGUGACUCCUCUCUGCUCACCCCCAUCGACCGUCUCUACUCCAUGCAGGACUCUUACUUCACCUCCUGAGGAUGGAGGUCAGACACUGCAUCGCUCCCCGGUCCUUUCAUUUAUCUGUCUGUUCCGUGCACAAAAACUUUGACGAAGUGGUUAAAAAAAUCACUGCCAAGGAGAUACUCUGUGAAACCAUGAAACACACUGUGUGCACCAUCAUAUAGACAUGAAUACACUGCUGCCUCCAAUGCUUUACAAUCCCAUUGUACACACAGACUGUGUAUGCACGAUACUUUCUGACCUCUCUUUCUAUGUUUGAAUGUUAUGAGAUUAUAUCUGCAUCUACAAAUGUAAAAGGCUGUUUGGGUGUGUAUUUGUAUUUAUUCUCAGUAUGUGUGUAUGCUGACCAUCUUGAAUGAAUAAAAGAAGUAAUGAUA